AUGGGUUUAGCGUUGAAGCUCAUCUCAAUCCUCAUUUAUGUCCUUUUGACCUUGUCAAGCGGCGUACUUCUCAUAUUCGUAAACAUUAGCGCUAUUAGCACUGACUUGGUGCCGUCUGCGCUCAAGUAUAUCUCAGUAGACACAUCAUCUUUAGGCCAACAGCUCAGCAUCCAAAACGGCGAACUCGACGUAUCAACACUAUACGCAAAUGACUCGGAAGCUGCUCUUGGACAGAGUCUGGGUGUGAGACAGGAGUACUACUUUGGUCAGUACUCUUACUGUGGCACAAUCGAGGAUAGGAGAGAUGGAGUUUGCGAGUUGGCAAGAGACGCAGACUCACAUUUCAUUUCUAGAUUGGAUCCUUACACUUACAUUAUUGAAGACACGCCAGAAAACCUCAAAGAUGCUGUCAGACAACACUUCGAAACAUCACAAUCCACCUUCACGUCUAGCGACUAUCUGAGGGAAUAUAGCGCUGCUGGAUAUUGGCUUAUCUUCUUGUCAGCAAUUUUCACAGGCGUUGCUCUGUUUGCUGGUUUGAUCCCCAUACGCUAUACUAUCUCUUUCGCAGGCGUUUUUUGUUUGCUUGCUUUCUUGACCGUCACAGUCGGCUCUUCAAUCCUCACAGCUGUUAUUGUCAAAAUGAGAGACGUAAAUGGUGACGCUUUGGGUGUGACUGUUCAUUAUGGCGUUUCAUUAUGGCUGGUUUGGAUAACCACAUUUGUUUUAUUAUGUGCUGUGCCAUUUUAUUUCGUAGCUUCUAACUAA
Molecule: messenger RNA, 768 nt
Organism: Wallemia ichthyophaga EXF-994
Lineage: Eukaryota; Fungi; Basidiomycota; Wallemiomycetes; Wallemiales; Wallemiaceae
Exons: 4
Coding region: 1-768 (255 amino acids)
Biological process (GO): fungal-type cell wall organization
Cellular component (GO): plasma membrane; cell cortex of cell tip
Source: RefSeq, a predicted model, not a curated record